AUGCUGCAUCCUCCUCUCUCCGUGCUGUCAGAGCUGUGUGCUCGCCGGAGAUCGGUGCUGCUUCCUCGCCUCCCUCCUUCAUCGGAUCUUCCAAACCCCCCUCCGCCGCCCCCAUGUUUGGACCGGAUAAACUGGGCUACGAGAUGGAUUUCGGCUACAGGAAUACGGCUUCUCUAGGGGACUUUAACCCGUUCAGCGCUAGCAUCCCAGCCACCAAAGUGGAGUUAACAAUCAGUUGCAGGAACCUUUUGGACAGAGACACAUUUUCCAAAUCUGAUCCAUUAUGUGUAUUGUAUACACAAGGUAUUGGAAACAAGGAAUGGAGAGAGUAUGGCAGGACAGAAGUAAUCGACAACACAUUAAAUCCAGAUUUUGUAAAAAAAUUUAUAAUGGACUACUUCUUUGAGGAAAGACAGAAUCUACGAUUUGAUCUAUACGAUGUCGACUGCAAAAGUCCCAAUUUAGCAAAACAUGACUUUCUUGGUCAGAUGUUUUGCACUUUGGGUGAAAUAGUUGGAUCUCAAGGAAGUCAUCUCGAGAAAGCUGUAACAGGUAUUCCAGGAAAGAACUGUGGAAGCAUCAUUGUCACUGCUGAAGAGCUGAACAAUUGCCGAGAUGCUGUGUUAAUGCAGUUUUGUGCCAAUAAACUUGACAAGAAAGACUUUUUUGGAAAAUCUGACCCCUUUCUAGUAUUUUACAGAAGCAAUGAGGAUGGCAGCUUUACAAUUUGCCACAAGACAGAGGUAGUGAAGAACACAUUAAACCCAGUCUGGCAGGCUUUUAAAAUUCCAGUCAGAGCUUUGUGCAAUGGGGAUUUUGACAGAACAAUUAAAAUAGAAGUCUAUGACUGGGAUAGAGAUGGAAGCCAUGAUUACAUUGGUGAAUUCACUACAAGUUAUCGGGAGCUAGCCAGAGGACAGUCACAGUUCAACGUCUAUGAGGUAAUAAAUCCCAAGAAAAAAGGGAAGAAGAAGAAAUAUCUGAAUUCUGGAACUGUUACUUUGCUUUCUUUUCUAGUGGAAACAGAAGUUUCGUUUCUUGAUUAUAUUAAAGGAGGGACCCAAAUCAAUUUCACAGUCGCCAUAGACUUCACAGCAUCAAAUGGGAACCCUGCACAGCCCACCUCUCUGCAUUACAUGAAUCCUUAUCAGCUGAACGCAUAUGGCAUGGCGCUAAAAGCAGUUGGAGAAAUUAUUCAGGAUUAUGACAGUGAUAAAAUGUUUCCUGCCCUCGGAUUUGGAGCAAAGUUGCCACCUGAUGGACGAGUUUGUCAUGAGUUUGCUUUAAAUGGAAAUCCACAAAACCCAUACUGCCAAGGAAUUGAGGGUGUUAUGGAAGCCUAUUACAGAAGUCUUAAAAGUGUACAACUAUAUGGUCCAACAAACUUUGCCCCAGUAAUUAAUCAUGUAGCAAGAUAUGCAGGCUCUGUAAAGGAUGGCUCCCAGUACUUUGUUCUGCUGAUUAUUACAGAUGGAGUUAUCUCUGACAUGGCUCAGACAAAGGAGGCAAUAGUCAAUGCUUCAAAACUUUCAAUGUCAAUUAUCAUUGUUGGAGUGGGACCUGCAGAAUUUGAUGCAAUGGUGGAAUUGGAUGGAGAUGAAGUCCGAGUAUCAUCAAGAGGACGUUAUGCAGAAAGGGACAUUGUACAGUUUGUUCCUUUUCGAGACUACAUUGACCGAACGGGAAACCAUGUGCUGAGCAUGGCACGACUUGCUAAGGACGUGUUAGCGGAGAUUCCUGAUCAGUUUCUCCUGUACAUGAGAUCCAGAGGAUUCAAGCCAUUUCCUGCUCCACCUCCAUAUACACCAACUGGGCACCUAUUACAGACUCAGAUCUGACUAGUAUAAAGUACAGCUCUUCCAAUAUUUGUGAAAUUUUGCAAGCUGCCAAUGCCAGGCCAGCUUCAACAAAAGGUGCACUAAGUCUGGACUUUUAACAAGCCUGCUUGUUUGCAUAGAAUACAGAGAGACUUUUCCGGAUCUAAAUGAUUCUGUUUACAGACCAAAACUGUAAAUAUGGAUAUAUGUGAAAACAGAAAGAUUUUAUAUACUCGGCAGGAAAAAAAAUCAAAAGACUGAAACUGUUUCCUGAGUCUUAUUUUUGUGAUAUUGAUUUUUAUUAUUAAAACUGUUGGGGGAAGCACAAAUCACGCUUUUAACCCAAACUGUAUCCUCCUCCCUAACCAAGCUCUACUUAUGUGGGAAUGCAAUUCCUUGGUGUUAAUGUUUACAUGUUACUAAUUUUUAAAUUUCAGUACUUUUGUAAUCGAUUCUUACAGAAAGUUUUAAAUUCUUUGAAAUCCAGUGUCUUCUGACUGGCAAUAAUUAUAGCCACAAAAAAAAAGCAAUAGCACUUUAAUGAAUCUCUUACACAAACAUUAAGAGACGUGGACAAGUGCUUUCACACCUUUUGGAAAGGAAGAAGAAAUACCGAGAUGCAGCACUUAAUACACUGUCCUCAUAAGAAAAUUAGCUUACCACACACAAAUCAGAAAAAGUGUGCUUUUAUUUUUAAUAUUUUACCCUGAAUAAUUUAUUCUUAAUUAAGAAAAAAACAUGCCAAAAAAGAAGCUAAUUCAAAAAGAGCCACCGAUCGUGAUUAAAAAUUCAAGCUAUUUACAUUCUUGAAUACUUGUCUUUUUUUAGGAAAUAAUUUUAGUUUUUUUUGCUCUGUAAAGUUUUAAUAAGAUGCAUGUGUCUAAAUCUUUGUGUGUCAAAGAGAUGAUAACAUGUUGAGGUUUCCUGUUAGCACCUACUCACGUUAUUGCCAUUGAGUAUGAGAAGACGGAAAUGGUAAGAACCCUGUCUUCCAUUGCUCCGCAGGGGUAAUGCUAACAUGAAACUCUGAGAUGUCUCCAGAAAUGUGUGAGAAAUGCACGUCCGUGUUACUCUAUACACGAAAACUAUGUUUACUAAAUUACCCAAAUACAUAUAUAUAUGCUUGUUCAUAUAUAAUGAUAAAAAAUGUUUUUCUUUUUUGCAUGUACAGUUUUUACAACCUAUAACACAGUUUUGUGCUACUAUGUGUCAAAUACAAUACAUUAUACUAGAACUUAUGGCCUUAAACACACACCCAGUUCCUCAAAAUGAUUGUGAAUUGCCUUUAAAUGAUGGAAAUUAUUCUAUAUAUUUUUCUUUUUCUUUUUUUUUGUGUCAACCUUGUAACAGACUUGUAAAUGUAAUAUUAUUUGCAUAAUAUAUGCAUAAAUAUUUUGUCUAUUUCUAUGAUGUACUGUUAUUACAAAACUUAUUGUAAUUACUAAUUUCUUUUGUAAGCAUGGUAACAGGUAUUUUGCUGAAUCAAAUUAUAUCUGCAAUUUUAGAGGAUCUAUACUUAUGUAAUGCUAUAUCUUAAUUUUUUAUUAUAUUAAAAAUAUUGAACCACUCCUAA
Messenger RNA from Rana temporaria (common frog), 3390 nucleotides. RefSeq names its product copine 8 (gene CPNE8). Gene Ontology annotation, biological process: cellular response to calcium ion. The transcript has 20 exons. Gene Ontology annotation, cellular component: plasma membrane. The record is from RefSeq and is a predicted model, not a curated record. The coding region runs from base 114 to 1838 and encodes 574 amino acids. Lineage: Eukaryota; Metazoa; Chordata; Amphibia; Anura; Ranidae. Gene Ontology annotation, molecular function: calcium-dependent phospholipid binding.